GUGCUGGCGCCACAGGUGGAGGAUUAGCCUAGUGAGCCGCGGUGCCGGCCUACGGAGCACCUGUUAAGAGCAAUUAAGAUGGAGGAGAUUUCAGUUUCUUGUUAGGAAGACAGCCCGACACCGAAAACAACUCCUUCAGACCCCUCUGGAAGUUAUUUUGGGGCUACUUGGGCAGGAGUCCGAGAAUGAUGUGCACCUCCUGAGGCAGUGCUAGCUGAAUGCUGUGCUUCAGCUGUUCUGCCCACCUAGUGCUGGUCUAGGCCCUGGUUCCCUCUCUCUCUCUCUCUCUCUCACUCACACGCAUACAGAGAGAGAAACGCUUGCAUUAGCUUCUCUCUCCCUGUGGAGCCAGCUCAACUUGUUCUUCCUUUUUAAGUAACAGACCCCACUCCCACAGGAAUCACACCAAAGGAAAAGAUGCCUUAAUUGAUGUUAGAACCAGAAAAAAAGCCAGGAGGUCCAUGCAGGCCUCCAGUAACCCAGCUUUGAAAGGAAGCAGCGUGCUUUCAUGAGAGCGUAUGCUCAGGGAGGCAGGAGACCUGUGUUCUUGUUCUUGUUCCAGCCUUCCAGGUGCCCUCAGACAAGCAGCUUAACUGCCCUGAGCCUCAGUUUCUCCACUGCUCACCCUUGCCUCUCCUGCAUGGAGAACAGGUGAGGGAAGUCACACCAGGCACUUUGAGCCUUGCAGUAGUUUUGCAGAAUCCCAGAGGGCACCUGUGGGGUUGAUGGUUUGGACAUGAAAGGCGCCCCUGAGUGCCAGACUGCCCCCUCAUCUUUGGAUCUCUGACCACCUCCAUUUCUGUAGCUCGUUCCAGAGGGUUUGAGCUCUGUAACCACUGUGGACUUGGGCUCUUUUAAUCACUGCCCCUAAGGGAACGUUCAAGGAAGCACUUAUUACUGUGGCUUGUUCUAGCGGUCUGGUCCCAAAGCUCCGUGCAUCCAGGGAGGAUGUCAAGAGAAGAGGAGUGGAAAAUAAAUGGAGAGCAGUGUUUCCCACACCCAGGCUUCCUAGGGAACCAGGCUGGAGAGUAGACUCUGAUGAAAUGUAAGGGAGACUUGAUUGCGAAGUGCAAGGAGGCCCGGGUUUCAGGCUGGAGCCCCAGCUCCAGAAGAAUGAAGGGGCAGAGAAACAGACACUCUCCCUCUGUCUGCCCUCCUGCACCCCCCACCCCUACUCCACAUGGUAGUGCGGGCAAAUCCAGUCUCCGCCCGUCUGUGCCGUGAGAUCCUUCUGAGAGAUGGCUCAGGCCCUCCUGGCCUCACUCUUGCCUGUGGGGCGUUUACUUUUCCUUAGAUGAGUGGAACAAGCAAUCUUGGAUAUAUGUAAAUUUCCACCACAUAGACUUUUUUUUUUCUUCCCCUUCUCCCACAGGCAGAUAAUUCAUUGCAACAAUUCACAGUCAGAUAAUUCAUCGCAACAAUUAUCACUUUUAAUUGUUCUCAGUUCCUGAUUGUUUAAUACUCGACUUCCAAUUACUCCUUGCCUUCCCUCAAAUAGGCUAACCUGCAUUUUAAAUUCAGAGUGCUCCCUUUAAAAAAAAAAAAAAAACAAUACUACUACUAAGCAUAGCUAGUAACUGCUAGGAGGGUCGGGAAAGCCACUGGAAGGUUUAAUCUGUUUAUCACACCUUCUGUAAGGGGUUUACCACUACAUGCUGUGGUGGGCCACUCUCUUCUGUCUCCUGCUUUCCUGAGACCCGCCAGGGCCAACCCCUUGAAAUGACUGAAUCCAGCUUCUUCCUGUCAUUGCUACCCCAUCCUUAAGUGAGGCCUGGAGCCUCAGUGGGGGCUGCUGCGCCUGUCUCUGGCAGCAUCCGCUGCAUCUCCAGGGGCAGGGCCUGUGUGUGCUGGAAAUCCGGAGUGCUCUGAGUUCCGAGAGCAUUUCCAGCCUGGAGCUGGGGAAGCCUGCAGAGGUGGUGGGUGGGCGGAAACCUUGCACGUCGUCUCUCUCACCAGGACAAAGCGUGAGGUUUUCCUUCUUUAGGAUAGUAUUGGACCACACUAAAGCGAUGCUUUAGGUUUCUUACUAACUCCAGAAUGUUAAAGAAGAACCUACCUUCCUGGAUGUGGCUCUAACGGCAGCUGUCUUCUCUCUCCACAGACUCUUUAAGAUGGACAUAGAAGACUGCAAUGGCCGCUCCUAUAUGUCUGGAAUCCACGCUUCCUGGAAGGUGAGUGGCUGGGCUCACCCCUGCCUGCCACCGAGACGCAGGCAUGCACACACCACCCGCACUCCCUCGCCGUUUCCAAGGCGGCGGCCGCGCUCGCACCCCAGGGUCUCACCGGCAAGGGAAGGAUAAUCUGGAGAGGGAUCCCUCAGGAGGGUGUGUUCCGGAUUUCUUGCCUCAGGCCCAGGACUCCAACCAUUUUAUAAUGGAAUCUUUAUUUUGUGAAAGUAGCGGGGACUCAUCUCUGGAGAAGGAGUUCCUCGGGGCCCCGGUGGGGCCCUCGGUGAGCACCCCCAACAGCCAGCACUCUUCUCCCAGCCGCUCACUCAGUGCCAACUCCAUCAAGGUGGAGAUGUACAGCGAUGAGGAGUCGAGCAGACUGCUGGGGCCCGAUGAGCGGCUCCUGGACAAGGAUGACAGCGUGAUUGUGGAAGACUCGUUGUCGGAGCCCCUGGGCUACUGUGAUGGGAGUGGGCCCGAGCCCCACUCCCCUGGAGGCAUCCGGCUGCCCAACGGCAAGCUCAAGUGUGAUGUCUGCGGCAUGGUCUGUAUUGGACCCAACGUGCUCAUGGUGCACAAGCGCAGCCACACUGGAGAAAGGCCCUUCCACUGCAACCAGUGUGGGGCCUCCUUCACGCAGAAGGGCAACCUGCUGCGCCACAUCAAGCUGCACUCUGGGGAGAAGCCCUUCAAGUGCCCCUUCUGCAACUACGCCUGCCGUCGGCGUGACGCACUCACUGGCCACCUCCGCACACACUCGGUCUCCUCUCCCACGGUGGGCAAACCUUACAAGUGUAACUACUGUGGCCGGAGCUACAAACAGCAGAGCACCCUGGAGGAGCACAAGGAGCGCUGCCACAACUACCUGCAGAGUCUCAGCACUGAAGCCCAGGCCUUGGCUGGCCAACCAGGUGACGAGAUCCGUGAUCUGGAAAUGGUGCCAGACUCCAUGCUGCACGCAUCAUCUGAGCGGCCAACGUUCAUCGACCGUCUGGCCAACAGCCUCACCAAACGCAAGCGUUCCACCCCCCAGAAGUUUGUAGGUGAAAAGCAGAUGCGCUUCAGCCUCUCGGACCUCCCCUAUGAUGUGAACUCGGGCGGCUAUGAGAAGGAUGUGGAGUUGGUGGCGCACCACGGCCUGGAGCCUGGCUUUGGGGGUUCUCUGGCCUUCGUGGGUGCAGAGCAUCUGCGUCCCCUCCGCCUCCCACCCACCAACUGCAUCUCAGAACUCACACCAGUCAUCAGCUCCGUCUACACCCAGAUGCAGCCCCUUCCCGGUCGACUGGAGCUCCCAGGGUCCCGAGAAGCAGGUGAGGGACCCGAGGACCUGGCUGAUGGAGGUCCCCUCCUCUACCGGGCCCGGGGCCCCCUGACUGACCCUGGCGCCUCCCCCAGCAAUGGCUGCCAGGACUCCACAGACACAGAGAGCAACCAUGAAGAUCGGGUAGGGGGGGUGGUAUCCCUUCCUCAGGGUCCCCCACCCCAGCCACCUCCCACCAUCGUGGUGGGCCGGCACAGUCCUGCCUACGCCAAAGAGGACCCCAAGCCGCAGGAGGGGUUACUGCGGGGCACCCCAGGCCCCUCCAAGGAAGUGCUUCGGGUGGUGGGCGAGAGCGGUGAGCCCGUGAAGGCCUUCAAGUGUGAGCACUGCCGCAUCCUCUUCCUGGACCACGUGAUGUUCACCAUCCACAUGGGCUGCCACGGCUUCCGAGACCCCUUCGAGUGCAACAUCUGUGGCUACCACAGCCAGGACCGGUACGAGUUCUCUUCCCACAUUGUCCGGGGGAGCACAAGGUGGGCUAGUGACCUCUCCCCCUCCCCGCAGCCCACCACAACACCACUGCCCCACUUACUGGUGUCUAGCCCUGUCCCCACCACAUCCCAAGGAGUUUUGCUUUGUAGCCCCCAGCACUGGCUACCUGACUUCACACCUGACCCUGACCCCUGUUCACCUCACACACCUCCCCCUGGACUCUGACCCGUGUAAGCAUUGUGAUGACACGGGUCUUCUGCUUGUCUCCACUUUCUCCCUCCUCUCAUCCCAGCAGGAGCACUGAGUUAUUUCUCGCUUA
Molecule: messenger RNA, 4240 nt
Organism: Oryctolagus cuniculus (rabbit)
Lineage: Eukaryota; Metazoa; Chordata; Mammalia; Lagomorpha; Leporidae
Source: RefSeq, a predicted model, not a curated record